UGACGUCAUCGGCAUUUUCAAGAUGGCUGCAGUUCAGGGCCGAAGCAGAGAGAGAGCUAGCGAGCAAAACUACCGGGUUUAAACCUGGAAAGUGUUGGUUUAUUCGAGUGGCAUCGGUUUUUUUUAAUCAGUAAUCGUUUACCUCUCAGAGACACCACACGGUUCACGUUUCAGCAUCCAGGCGAAAGAUUUUCCCGACAUGUUAAGCGAGGAGGAAGUGCUAACUGUGGAGGCACUGCAGCUUUAGGUCGGUACUGUGGUUAUGGAGCCGAGUGAAGACUUGGAUCGUGAGCAGGAACCGAGCCGAGAACUGGAAGUGGAUCAGAGAUGGUGUGAUUAGACAUAUUUGGGUUAGAAAGCUAGGCGUUUGUUCAGCUGAUGUGAGCGCGGAAAGGCCCAGCUCCACCGCCGUGUCGGUCUGCGGAUAAAAGUGGAUAAAAAGCCGAGGCGUCUCGGAGAUCCGUGACACCGCACAGGGACUGGGGUCGCUCCGCCGCCGUUGGGAUCCGCUCCCGGUCAUGCCGCCAUUGACGGACACGACACAGAGUCACAGACGGAGCUGAUGGUCGCGUCAGCCGAAGGCAGACCAACACCCUCCGCCGCUCAUGUUAAGGAUAACAAAUUGGAAAUGGACGGACCGGACCCACAGGAGGACAACUUCCGGCACGGCGACGGAAACGACAGACGCCCGACGCGCGAGGAGAGCGCCCAGGACCGCACGGUACCGCUUUACACCGGUACAGCCAAUCCGCAUGCCGCAAUCAAGCUCCCGAACGGUCACGUGAGCUGCGGGUGCGAUGCCCGUGACUCGUUUCAGAACUGCUCAUGCCCCGCGUCGGGGGAGCUGCUGGCUAACGGUGCCUUGGUCUCGGAUGCUGAUGCUGCGUCCUCAUCUGCACCGUCUACCAGCUCCGCUUCAAGACCUCAGUCGGGUCACGUGAGCCCUGGUGAUGAUGUUGAUGAAGAUCAGCCUGGCGCUUUGAGGUCAGGUCGAAGGUCAUCAUCGUCCAGUUCGGAGGCCGUCAAUCGGACCAGGGAUUCGGAAACUGCUUCUAAUGACUGCAUAUCAGAAGCUGAGCCGUGCUCCUCCCAGACUCUCUCGAGCCCUGACGACAGCGAGUCUUCCCCAAACCCCGCUUUCGUGGACGUGAACCUGAGCUCGAGGAACACGUAUGAAAUCAGUCGGCGCCAGAGUGCCCCAGACAACGUGGUCGACGUUGCCGAGCCGGCCCUAAGACAGAAGAAACACGUCAUCUCUGAGAUCUUUGGCAGACGAACACUUCUUGCUUGUGUGUUUGUCAGGGGCCUGUUCUCCAGAAAGCAGAAAGAGUCUACAAGUGCUCCUGGCUGGAAGCUGUUUGGGAAGGUCCCACUGAGAGAAAGCCCUCCCAAAGACUGCAAAACCAUCCAACAGGAGAAUAACCCAGGCAGUCUCACGUCAGUUUCAACUCCCAAUCUCUUAAGCACAGGGGAAUAUGAGGCUAAAGCUGCUAACAGCCCAUCCCAGCCCAGUCAAGGGCGACGUAAGAAUCUGGAAUUUGAGCCACUGUCCACCACAGCACUCAUAUUAGAAGACCGGCCAGCUAACCUUCCUGCCAAACCCGAGGAGGAAGCUCAGCGCCACCGGCAGGAAUAUGAUGAAAUGGUGGCUGAGGCCAAGAAGAGAGAAAUGAAGGAGGCCCAGAAGAAGAAGCAGCAGAUGAAGGAGCGCUUCAAGCAGGAGGACAGCAUCGUUAAUGCCAUGGUGGUGUGGAACACUGAGGUCCUGCCCAACUGGGACAGCAUGCGUGGCACACGCAGGGUUAAAGAUCUGUGGUGGCAAGGGCUUCCGCCCAAUGUCCGCGGCAAAGUGUGGAGCCUAGCCAUCGGCAACGAGCUCAACAUCACCCCAGAGCUGUACGAGAUCUUUCUCUCCCGGGCUAAGGAGCGCUGGAAGAGCUUCAGAGAGACAGGCAGCGAGGUCGAGGCAGAGGAGAGCGGGGCAUCACUAGCAGAUCGGGAAUCCAGCCUGGAUCUGAUCAAACUCGACAUUUCUCGCACCUUCCCCUCGCUCUUCAUCUUUCAGAAGGGAGGGCCGUACCAUGAUCUGCUGCACAGCGUACUCGGAGCGUACACCUGCUACCGGCCCGAUGUGGGAUAUGUGCAGGGAAUGUCAUUUAUCGCCGCCGUGUUGAUCCUGAACCUGGAUGAGGCCGACGCCUUCAUCGCCUUCGCCAACCUCCUGAAUAAACCCUGUCAGAUGGCUUUUUUCAGAGUGGACCAUGAACUGAUGCUGAAGUACUUUGCGGCGUUCGAGGUGUUCUUUGAGGAAAAUCUUCCCAGGUUGUUCAGUCACUUUCAAAGCUCCAACCUCACUCCAGACCUCUACUUGAUAGACUGGAUUUUUACACUCUACAGCAAGUCCCUACCGUUAGACGUCGCCUGCCGCGUAUGGGACGUGUUCUGCCGAGACGGAGAAGAGUUCCUGUUCCGCACGGCUCUGGGGAUCCUGCGCUUGUACGAGGACGUGCUCCUCCACAUGGACUUCAUCCACAUGGCUCAGUUCCUUACGCGCCUGCCCGAGCAAGUCCCCACGGAGCGCCUCUUCAGCGCCAUCCUCAACACUCACAUGACCAGCAGCAACCGCAAAUGGUCCCAGGUCUUCAGUGCACUAAUGAAGGACAAAGAAUCGGACAAAAGUGGCAGCCCUACCCUGAAAAGCUCCUGACGCCUCUCAUCCUCAUGCUACACCUUCAGUCUUUUGUCCUUUGUGUUGUCUUUUCCGUCUGAGGUUGUAAUAAGCAGAAGGUCAAGGAGUCGGCGUGAAGGCUGAAGUAGAACCGGUUCUCAUAGAAACGACCUGCAGUAUUACAGACAUGGCUAGCGAUUAGAUGUAGGAAUAAAUGUAGAAGUCUGUGGGAAAAGAAAAGCUUGUGUGUUUUCCCAUACAAGACACACACAGUUCCUCCUGAAGAAAAAAUAUUCCACCACCAGCAAAUUGAUUUGAUCCGAAAACAUUCUUUUUUUAGUUUUUCCACAUGGACCAACAGGAACGGCGAUUUUCCCGUGUCGCGCACUAUAUCGCCGCUUUCUUCCUCCACCAGUUCACGUGUUGCACUUAAAGCUGUGAUGUUGAUGAAGGAUAUUCUUAACACUACUCUUAAACCGAGCAUCAGGACUAGGAGGAGGCUGUACUUGUUAAAAAAAAAAAGGAGUAUUGUGACUAAAAUGUCUAUGAUGUGCAAUGAAGGUUCGAAAAGCAGUGAAUAAAAAGCUUUGCAUGCUGGUCGCAAUCAGCUUUUCAUUCCACAAGCCUGGGAUAUGGGACAAGUUUUUCUCUCCAAAAAAAAAAAAAAAACCGAGGACACUAAAUUAUCAAAACGCCUGUACGCUCAGAUGAAAUUGUCUUUUCUUAAUAUAAACAUUGUCCAUUUUUGUCUGUUUUAAUAUUCGACCAAAUGUAUCCGCUCUGUCUGCAGUGUGCUUCGUCUCUCGGGGUGGGAGGGGGGGGGUGGAGGCUUUGAAUGUUAUGCUCUGCGUCUCGGAUUUAUGAUUUUAAGAAAAAAAAUCUGUGCUGUGUGUUUGUUUUAAUUCCGACUUUGUUUUCUACUCACUCCCUGCUAUUGUACAGUUUUCAUACUGCGUAAUGAGCAGAAUUGUAAAUACGUGAUGAAGUGGACACCACUAAAAGUAGAGCACAUGUAAAUAAAGCCGAGAAUGGAAACGUGA
Molecule: messenger RNA, 3708 nt
Organism: Silurus meridionalis
Lineage: Eukaryota; Metazoa; Chordata; Actinopteri; Siluriformes; Siluridae
Gene: tbc1d12b
Product: TBC1 domain family, member 12b
Exons: 15
Coding region: 563-2707 (714 amino acids)
Source: RefSeq, a predicted model, not a curated record